AUGGCAUUGUCUUCCACCUUUAUUUUCAGAGUGAAACGGUGUGAACCUGAACUGGUGGUGCCGGCAAAACCUACGCCGCGUGAAAUAAAGAAACUCUCCAACAUAGAUGAUCAAGAAGGUUUUAGGUUUAAUUUUCCCGGGAUGUUUUUCUACAAAAAUAGUGCGUUGAUGAUAGGGAAAGAUCCAGUUGGAGUCAUUCGAGAAGGAGUUGCUAAAGCACUGGUCUAUUACUACCCUUUAGCUGGUAGGAUUGUGGAAGGAGCAGAGAGAAGACUUGUGGUUGAUUGCAGUGGGGAAGGGGUGUUGUUUGUAGAGGCUGAUGCAUACAUCAUGAUCGAGCAGCUUGGUGACAGCAUAUUGCCACCAUGUCCGUUGAAAGAAGAACUUCUUCACAAUGUACCUGGUUCUGAAGGUAUCAUUGGCUGCCCUCUUUUGCUGAUUCAAGUAACCCGAUUCAUCUGUGGUGGAUUUGCCUUGGGAAUCAGGAUCAACCACACUAUCGCAGAUGGCUAUGGGAUAAUGCAAUUUCUAAAUGCUAUUACUGAAUUUGUGAAAGGUGCUUCUGCACCUUCUAUUCCACCCAUAUGGCAAAGAGAACAAUAUUUUACUGCAAGAUCACCCCCAAGAAUUACGUGCGCACACAAUGAGUAUGAACAAAUACUAUACAACAAAUCAUCGACAAACGUUGUUGAUUCAGAAAACUUGCUUCGAACAGCGAUUUUCUUUGGUCCUAAGGAGAUACAGGUCCUUCGUAAUCAUCUGUUGGAAAAAUUUAAACGGUAUUCAAGAUUCGAUCUCAUCACGGCAUGCUUGUGGAAAUGCCGCACAAUUGCACUUAACCCACCCAAUCCAGACGAGAUAGUUCGUCUUUCAGUCAUGAUGACUGCACGUGGCAUAUCAGGCCUAAGUUUACCAACCGGAUACUACGGAAAUGCAUUCACUUUUCCGGCGGCUGUAUCCACCUCCAGAAUUCUAUGCACAAGUCCAUUAUCAUAUGCAGUACAUCUGAUUCAAAAUGCAAAGGCUCAAAUGAGCGAGGAGUACGUUAAAUCAGUUUCAGAUCUUAUGGUGAUUAAGAAACGACCCAAAUAUAUAGCAAGCUGGAAUUUGAUCGUCCCGGACUUCACCCAUCAAGGUUUUGAUAAGGUUGAUUUUGGGUGGGGUAAUCCGAUUUACGGUGGAAUUCCUUUCGCCACUUCAGAUUUUGGUGUUUACACGAAUUUCAAGAGCAGUAAGGGAGAAUAUGGAGUUGUAAUAUCCUUAUUCUUGCCACCUUUGGCUGUGGAAAAAUUCAAAUACGAGGUUAAGAAGAUGACUAAUAUCGACGUGGCGGAGCAGAGGGUGCAUUCCGGUGGUGAUUGA
Messenger RNA from Fraxinus pennsylvanica, 1362 nucleotides. The record is from the annotation of a GenBank genome assembly. Lineage: Eukaryota; Viridiplantae; Streptophyta; Magnoliopsida; Lamiales; Oleaceae.